This is a messenger RNA of Nymphaea colorata (pocket water lily), 5097 nucleotides long. RefSeq lists its product as uncharacterized. Lineage: Eukaryota; Viridiplantae; Streptophyta; Magnoliopsida; Nymphaeales; Nymphaeaceae. The transcript is spliced from 2 exons. Bases 307 to 1725 code for a protein of 472 amino acids. The record is from RefSeq and is a predicted model, not a curated record.
AUCGUACGAUACAGGGCCCGUAUCGUACGAUACGGGGCGAUACACCCCGUAUCGUACGAUACGGCCUAAAAACGCAAAAGGGGGCCGAGACCUACUUAUUCGGCUUCUUUUUCAAAUUUUUCUUCUGUUCUUCAUUUCUAACGCUUGGAUAGUGCCGUGAGGGAGGGCGAUCGUUCAUUUUCACCGUGAAAAACUUGAUUUUCAUCGUCAAAUCGAAGAUUAAGUGGUCGAUUUGUGCGUGGGUGCUUGAUUUUCGUGGGAAGGAAAGGGGUUUUCUUCAUUUCAGACAUUUCUUCUUCGUAAGAUAUGGAUCCUACAUGGCAAUGGUGCGAAAGGGUGAAGGAGAAUAACCGUUUGAAACUCAAAUGUGGCUUCUGUGGGCAUACACUUUCAGGAGGGAUUAUUAGAAUGAAACACCAUUUGGCAGGGACCUCCAAAGAUGCGUCUCCUUGUGUUGGAAGACCAAACAAACCUUUGCCUCCAUUUGUGCGUCAACAAUGUUUAGAUAUGCUUCAUGCUUUACGUCAAAAGAGAAUACAAAAAGAAACUGAAGAUGCAGAUGUAGGCUAUAAUGUGCCUUUGGAAGAUGAAGAAGAAGAGGAAGAAGCUUAUGAAUGUGAUGAUGAAGACGAUAGCAGUCUAAGAACAGAUUUGGAGACCUCAAGAGGUAGAGAUCGUAGAGGAAAAGGGAUUAUGUAUGAAGGAGGUCGAUCUGGCAUAACGGGAAGGAAGAGGAGAGGCACAACAGAUGUUAGGGCCAGGCGUGGUAUGCGACCACCUAGUGGUAGAGUUCCUACUGGUAGGUCUAGUGUUGGCUCUAUUAAGAGUUUUUUCCCUUCAUAUACCAGCCCAGGUGGUCAGUCGCAGAUUCGUGCUGCUAUGACAUCUAAAGAUAUGCUAUAUCAUGCACAAAAGCAGGUAGGGCAAUGGUUUUAUGAUGCAUGUAUUCCAUUCAAUGCAGCUAAUUCUUUUCAAUUCCAAGCCAUGGCAGAUGCAAUUGCUUCUAUAGGCCCCGGAUUCAAAAUGCCAUCAUAUCAUCAGUUGAGGGGCAAAAUUCUUCAGGAUACAGUCAAAGAAGUGUCUGAGCAUUGCGAUGAGUUGAAAUUAUGUUGGAAGGAAACAGGUUACUCCAUUAUGUCAGAUGGUUGGACUGAUACAAGGUCAAGAACACUUGUAAAUUUUCUUGUUUAUUGCCCUAAAGGUACAAUGUUCUUGAAAUCUCUUGACUUGUCCGAUGUUCCUAAGACUGCUGAGAUUUUAUUCAAUGUUUUUGAUAAUGUCGUACAAGAAGUUGGACCUGCAAACAUUGUACAGUUUAUUACAGAUAAUGCUGCAAAUUAUAGAGCUGCAGGAGAUUUGUUAUUUCAAAAGUAUAGAACAUUUUAUUGGAGUCCAUGUGCCACUCAUUGUGUUAAUCUAAUGCUUCAAGAUCUUAAUGAGAUGCAUGAUAUGAAAUCAGUCAUUGACCAAUGUCAAGAGGUAACAAAAUUUAUCUAUAAUCAUGCAUAUGUAUUGAAUUUGAUGAGAAAAUUUACAAAAGGAGUUGAAUUAAUACGACCUGCACAAACUAGAUUUGCCACAAAUGUAUUGACUGUGCAGAGUGUGGUGAAACAAAGAACUCCUUUGAGACAGAUGUUUACUAGUGAAGAAUGGGCUGCAUAUCCACAUGCUCAUAAAAGAAAUGCUUCUUUAGUUGUAGAUAUUAUAUUCAAUAACGUAUUUUGAGAAUCAUGUGUGAAGCUAUUGAAGGUUUGUGUUCCAUUAGUUAAGGUUCUCAGGUUGGCUGACAGCGAGGACAGACCUUCUAUAGGGUACUUAUAUGAGGCUAUGGACAAAGCAAAAGAGGCAAUUCGAGACAACUUAAAGGAAAGAAAAAGUUAUAUAUGCCCAUAUGGAAGAUUAUAGAUAAAAGGUGGACUGGACAGCUUCAUCAACCUCUUCAUGCAGCAGCUUAUUAUCUAAAUCUUGCAAUUAGAUUUUCUCCUACAUUUAAGAAGGACAGAGAAGUCAUGCAUGGUUUGUUAGAUUGUAUUAAUGUGUUAGUGGAAGAUUCUACAGAACAAGAUGCUGUGCACAAUGAGUUGGAUCUAUAUGAUAGUUGUUUUCGGAACAUGGGACUACCUGCCGCCGUUCGAGCCAGCGUCCAGGUAAAUACAUAGAAAUUUUUAAUUUACUUUGCAUUUGUUACAUUUGAUUCUUUUAAAACUUUCACAUUGAUUUGUUAUAUUUUUGUUUAGAUUUGUGGUGGAAUAGGUAUGGGUUUGAUUGUCCAAACCUAGCACGUUUUGCAGUCAAAGUCCUCAGCCAGACAUGCAGUGCUAGUGGAUGCGAAAGGAACUGGAGUGUGUUCCAACAUAUCCAUAGCAAAAAAAGGAAUAGGCUCGAACAUAAAAGGUUGAAUGACCUUGUCUUUGUUCGAUAUAAUAUGAGGUUGAAACAAAUGUAAUAUAGGCAUAUAGCUUAAUUAAUGUUUACAUAUUUUGUACAAUAUAUUUAUAUGAAAUUAUAUACUAACAAAUUUUCUCUUAUUUAAUGUAGAGAAUUAGAAAAAUCAUUAGCAAGGAAGCACACAUCUCAGUUCGAUCCUAUCAGCUUGGAAAAUUUUGACGAUCUAGAGCCAUGGAUUGAAGAAGAACCAGCUACAAUAUUUGAUGAUGAAGAUCUUGAAUGCUUCAACCUUGAAGUUGAAGCAACAGAAGGCUUUGUUGAUGAAGGAGAGUCUGCUACUGCUGGUGCUGGUGCUAAAUAUGUUGGUGAAGAUCUUCCAAUUCUUGACGAUGAAGAAGAAGAAGAAGAUGAAGAUGAAGAUGAUGAAGAUUAUGAAUGAUGAAUCAUGAAUGAGAGUCAAGUCAAGAGUGCUUUCAUUUUAUAUGUAUCUAUGGUUGUUGAAUACUUGAUUGAAUGUUUUAUCAUUUAUGACUUUAUCACUUUAUGGCUUAUGGCCUUAUGCUUUGUUGAAUGAUAUUGUAUUAUUAUUGUUAUGAAUUUUGAUGUUUAUGAAUGAUGAACGCGUAAGUUUAUAGCAAUAAUAAGUCUAUCAUUAUCUCAAACAUGUUUUCUAUGAACAAUUUAUUAUUUUUAAUUUUUUCUGAUUUUUUUAUGAAUUUUCCGAUUUUUUUUAAAUUUUUUCUGAUUUAUUAAUAAUUUUUUAAAAAAAUUUACGAUACGUUACGAUACGUUACGAUACGGCGUAUCUUAAAGCCCGACCGAUACGGCUUACGAUACGCGUUUUACAACAUUGCGAUACGUACAACACUGAUUGUGAUACCUCAUACUUAUUAUAAAUAGACAUUAGUAUGGUUACGUUACGUACUUAUAUCAUAUAGUAAUAUGUAUUGUUACUUUGUUAUACAUGUUAUAAACUUAUAUGUAUAUAUACCAUUAUGUCAAAUUGUAUUGUAAUAGAAUUUGUUAUUCUUGUUAUAUAUAUUGUACUACAUGUUAUAUGUAUGUACUGUUAUGUACAGUCUGUUAUACCUGUUACAUAAUAUUUCAUCAACAUAUUAUAUGUAUAUACAGUUAGCCUGUUAUAAAAUAUGUAAUAUUGUGAUACCCGUUACAUGUAUAUGUUAGUAUGGUUAUGUACUUAAUAUGUAUUGUUACUAUUAUGCACUUAUAUGUAUACUACUGUGUACUGUUAGUCUUUCUUAUUAUAUUAAGUCUUUAAGUACAGAUGGAUUAACGCCUUCCUACAGAUUUACAUUCCUUCUUCUAGAGAUAGAUUCAGUUUUUUUUUUUUUUUACUUGUAUUAGAUUACAUUUAAUGAAUAAUCUUACACUUAUUCUAUUGAUUUUUCAUAUUCAAUGAAGUCAAACAAUUAUUUUUUAUUCUUUAAGUAGAUUAUGCUUGUUAUAUUACUACUCUCCACAUUUCAAAUAUUAGUAAUAGUUAGUCAAAAUAACUUGACAUAUUAACAGAACUAAACUAAAACUAAAAAAAAAAAUGGUUGCCUUUUCUGCCUAGGAUCACCUAGGCCAGCCUACGUGCUAAGCUCUGCCUGGCAACCAGGCAGCACCUAGGCGCCUUGGCAACAUAGAAAGUUUGUCAAAAAAAUCUCACCCUAGUCGUUUAUCAACUAAGACCUGAUUAAAUGAUACAGACAAGUCACAGCACGACCUAAAGAAAGCACAGAUGAACAAAAUAAGGCCAUGGUUGUCGAAUGAAUCCUUCUCCUUCCCUCAAUCCAUAUAGAAAUGCAUGAUAAUACAAAAUACUGAACAUAUUUUACAUUUCAAAUAUAUAACAUUGUUCAUCUUUUUUUUUUUUUGCUUUACCUCAUACAGUUGUCUAUAAAAAGUUGGUGACUUAAGAUUAGUUAACUUUUUUUUCCUUCUCAAGGAGAGGGCCGUUAAGUAGUCUGGGCCUUACAAGGCUCCUGAUUAUCAAAAUACAAACAAUGAUUAGCUAAUUUAGUAUAAGACUUCAUUAUUUUGAUUUGAGGUCUCACUUCUAUUGGUUUUAUUUUUUCACAAUAGGAAAAUUAAAAGUCGUAUGUUUUCCUUUCUACAUAAUAAACUAAAGAAGAUGAUGUGGCCUGCCCGAGCCAUGAGAGUGGGAACUGGCUAUCGGAAACCGAGUCUCUAGAUUGCCGAAAAGAAGUGCAUGAUACAUGCAUAACUGAAAAGUUUCCUCAUUCUGGAAACCAUCUAUCUUUUUACCUCAGAACAAACGACAGUACAAAACUACAACUACGGAAAUGCAUAAUACUGGUAAAACCCAUUAAACAACAAAAACCAUUGGUGAACUACACUUAUGAGAUGCAUUGGGCCAUAAAAAGAUUGUAAUGCUGAAAACUGAACCACAAGAACAACCAAAUUUAACAAGAACGGAAAGGAUGAAUGGGAUAUCAGGUUAAUGCACAAAAACUACAAAUAGAUUUUCAAAAAUAAUAAGAAUUUAAAUAGAAAUCGCGAACCUGAAGAAAACACACAUAUCAAUUAUCGAUCAUUUCUCAUCGAGAAAAACAAACUACACAAUUCUUUCCCUCGGUUUGCCUGCUACGACUAACGACUAAAGAAACAUUCCAGAUCCAAACGUUUUGGAACAGUAAAAACAACUAGAACAAAGAGUUCAGUAGAAUAUAGAGAAAGGAAGAU